AUGAAGCUGUUUUGGUGCUACGUCACAGCAGCAUUACUAACGAUUACGCAAGCUGCUGUAGACGUUGAAAAAACAGUACAACAAGUUCAAAGUAUACUCAAAGCUAAUACGUUACUACCUAGACUUACUAGGGAUGAAAUUAUACAACUUUUAAAUGAUAUACGAAGUGAAGAUGCAAAAAGUAAAUCUGAGUCCAAAGAAAAAUCGAAUGAAAUAAAAAACACUACAAUAGGAGCUUUAAAAGAGAAUUUAAAAGAUGACACAACAACCUUAAAAUAUAAAAACUUAGAAGAUAAUGAAAUAGCAACGCAACUUUACCACGCAAGCUUAAAUAAUGAUAAAAAUAGUAUAGCAGAAACGACUGAAAGAAAUGUCAUAGAAUCGACAACAAAAUCUAGCGGUCAAACUUUGACAGUUGUUUUACCUUAUACACCUCGAGAUGGUUCGUCUUUGCAAGAAUUAUAUACAAAACCUCCACGUCUUCAAGUUGUUACAGAAAGCGUUACUCCAAAACCAAUUAAAACGUCAAAAUCGAAAGUACAAACAAAUCAAUUGGUAAAGAAUAAAAAUACAAAAACACCAAAGCUAGAUCUUCCAGCUGAAUUGCAGGCAUUUUUAGAGGCGCAUGGACUGAAGGGAAAUCCCGGCCAGGAUAACUUCUUGCUACCCCUAGAAGGUUUCAAGCCGUUACCAGCGCCAAAGUUAGUAGAUGGUUCAAUACAAUUACCAGAAAAUUUAUUACUUACUUACGAUCUUAUAUCACCAUCAGAUUUGUCAACAUCCAGAAAUAAAGAUCAAAAUUUAGCUCAAACAAAUUUCUUGUAUGAGCCUUUAAAGCCACAGUUUCCAUUUGAAUUAGACACAUCUUCAUCCGAAACAAAACAUAGUGUUCUACCUCUUGAUUUACCAAAACCCAGAAAACCAAAAGCAGUCUCUAGUACUCCAAAGCCUAAUUAUGAACCAAUUGAUUAUGAAGCUGUAAAAGUCAUACCAUUAAAUCAAGGCCCUAAUCCUGCGGAUGAUGAAGUACUGGUUGGUGUCGAACAAAAUAAAAGGCAAACAAAUGAAACUGCAAGUUUAGUCGUAGCUAAUUCUACUAGCACUGAAUCUACUAGUCAACAAACAGAGACUAAAAACGCAGAAGUACCAGACAAUAUACCAUCUGACACAGAUGCAGGGGCGUCUAUAGCUGACCUUGAAGAUUCUUUUGGAGGUGCAGCUCCAGUUGUACCAGGUGACUCAGAACUGCCACCGCCGAAAAAAAAUGGUUUCUACUGGAUGGCUGAUUGGAAUAGUUUUCUAGAAGUAGGUGAUGGUGAUACAAAAGUAAAUAUUCGAUUUGAGCCCAAAUUUGGUGAUCCUCAAAUGUUUUUACCUGUAAAUGUACCA
Messenger RNA from Brenthis ino (lesser marbled fritillary), 1389 nucleotides. The record is from the annotation of a GenBank genome assembly. NCBI's taxonomy places the organism in Eukaryota, Metazoa, Arthropoda, Insecta, Lepidoptera, Nymphalidae.